Molecule: messenger RNA, 4452 nt
Organism: Micropterus salmoides (largemouth bass)
Lineage: Eukaryota; Metazoa; Chordata; Actinopteri; Centrarchiformes; Centrarchidae
Gene: ephb6
Product: eph receptor B6
Exons: 19
Coding region: 28-3090 (1020 amino acids)
Biological process (GO): axon guidance; protein phosphorylation; central nervous system projection neuron axonogenesis
Cellular component (GO): plasma membrane; neuron projection
Molecular function (GO): protein binding; ATP binding; transmembrane-ephrin receptor activity
Source: RefSeq, a predicted model, not a curated record
CACACACUCACUCUAUCUCCCUCUUUCAUGCUCUCUCCCUCCCUCACUUUCUGUCAGUGUCAUUCUGUAGUGGAAAUGUGGAGUGUCUUUCUGUCUCUCUGUCUGUUUUUCCAGCCCAAUUCAGCUGAGGAAGUGAUGCUGCUGGACACAACAGAGUCUACCUCAGAGCUGGGCUGGACCACCUAUCCAGACACAGGGUGGGAUGAGGUCAGUGUCCUGGACGACCGGGGGAAGCUCAUACGAACCUUCGAGGUCUGUAAUGUCAACCAAAAUCCCCGUCAGCAAGACAACUGGUUGGCUACACCUUUCCUGUACCGCCACUCUGCUCCACGGGUGUUUGUCACGCUGCGUUUCUCAGUGCGUGACUGCGCCAGCCUGCGAUCACCAUCACCCACCUGCCGAGAGACACUCACCCUGUACUACAAACAGGCCGACUCCCAGAGAGAGCUGGAGAGGACCUGGGUAGCUGAGUCGUCCACUGGAGAGAAGGACACCAGGGAGGGUUGGGUGAAGAUCGACACCAUUGCAGCUGAUAAGAGUUUCUCCAAGGUGGAGCCCAGUUCACCUCACCAGUAUCAACCCAACAGAUACAGUCGAAUCAACAUCAAGACACGCAGCUUUGCCCCACUCACACGGAAUGGAUUCGUCCUGGCAAUCGUCGACAGUGGUGCUUGUGUUUCCCUCAUGGGUGUGUCUAUCUUCUACCGCCGCUGUCCAGCCACCAGCCUCUACUUGGCAUCCUACCCGGCAACUCCCUCAGGGGCGGAGCCGACUGCCUUAGUUCCCGUGAGCGGGACAUGUGUCCCCCACAGUAAAGCACAGGGAGGCACACCCCCUCGAAUGCACUGUAAUGCUGAAGGGGAGUGGAUGGUUCCUGUAGGAGGAUGUGUCUGUGAUGAAGGCUAUGAGCCCAAUGUCAACGGAUCUGCCUGCUUAGCUUGUCCAGUGGGCUACUUUAAGUCCAUCUCCGUCUCUGUUCCCUGCUCGGUGUGUCCCUCCAAUAGCAGAACCAGCCAGGAGGGAUCAAGUGUGUGUGAAUGUCGCAGCGGCUUUUACCGGGCAGCCAAUGAUGCCAACUCUUCUGCCUGCACAACUCCUCCAUCUGCUCCGGUCUCUCUUUCCUGGGAGUAUGAGAGCGGUGAUGGCGGAGUGUCCUUAAGGUGGCGCCCUCCAGUGGACAUGGGAGGCCGCAACGAAGUGUGGUACGGGGUGGUGUGUCGCAUUUGCCCCUCAGCCACCUUCACCAACCCAACGUCAUGCUCCUGGUGUGGGGAGGGUGUCACCUUCAGCCCCUCCCAGACAAACCUGAAACAAACCAAGGUCACCCUCAACAACCUGCUGACCAGAGUCACUUAUCUCAUACAGGUGCAAGCCAUGAAUGAGGUCUCAGCUUUGAGUCCUUUUCCAGCUCGAUACUCAAGCAUCAAUUUCACUACUAGCCAGUCAGUUCCCAGUACAGUUCCCAUGAUGCACCAGCUGAGCCGAGCCCCAGACUCCAUCACUCUCUCAUGGCCUCAGCCGGACAGGCCCAAUGGAGACAUCCUGGAAUACCAGCUUAGAUACUAUGACAAGGGUUCAGAUGUGGACAGUGCAGUGAGUGUGUACAGUGAGACCAACACGGUGACCGUCAACUCUCUGAUUCCUGGCUCCAUCUACGCCUUCCAGAUCAGAGCUCGAAAUGAGCGAGGCUACGGCCCCUACAGCAACACCAUCUACUUCACCACCCUGCCUCUGGAGGAACAUUCACAGCAGAUCCAGAAUCGACUUCCUCUGCUGGUUGGGUCAGUGAUGGGUGGAGCAGCAUUUCUUCUGGUUGUGGCAGCAAUUGUGGUUGUGGUGGUAUUUCGCAGUAAGAGGAGGGAGAGUCCGUACAGUGACAGACUCCAGAGGUACAUCAGUAACCGAGGUGGAGUUAAGUAUUAUGUGGACCCAUCCACUUAUGAGGACCCCAGUGAGGCUGUCAAAGAGUUUGCCCGUGAGAUAGAUCCUACUCAUCUCAAGAUUGAGGAGGUGAUUGGUGCAGCCCAGUUUGGGGAGGUUUCUCGGGGCCGCUACCGUCCUCUGGGGCGAAGGGAGGUGCUGGUAGCAGUGAAGACUCUACGAUGGGGGGCGUCCGACAGAGAGAAGGGUAUGUUUCUCAGUGAAGCAGGGGUCCUGGGACAGUUCGACCACCCCAACGUACUGAAGUUAGAGGGUGUUAUCACUCGUAGUCCCCCAGAGAGGAUCAUCACGGAGUUCAUGGAGAACGGGCCCUUAGACGCCUUCCUCAGGGAGAACGAGGGCCAGUUCAGCAUCCUCCAGCUUGUUGGGAUGCUUAGGGGAAUUGGUGCAGGAAUGCGUUACCUCUCUGAGAGAAACUUUGUCCACCGCGACCUGGCGGCUAGGAAUGUGUUGGUCAACUCCAACCUGGUCUGUAAAGUGUCUGACUUUGGUCUGUCUCGACUCAUGAGGGGCCUGGACCACAACAUACCUACGUACACUGCCUCACUGGGCAGUAAGAUUCCUGUGAGGUGGACGGCACCAGAGGCCUUCCAGCAUCGCAAGUUCAGCUCAGCUAGUGAUGUUUGGAGCUUCGGCAUACUUAUGUGGGAAGUUAUGUCAUAUGGAGAGCGUCCAUACUGGGACAUGAGCAAUCAAGAAGUGAUGAAGGCAGUAACAGACCAAUAUCGUCUCCCUGCCCCCCACAACUGCCCCCCAGCCCUCCACUCUUUGAUGCUUCAAUGCUGGCAGGCUGAUCGAGGGGACCGGCCAGCCUUCGACUCGCUCCUGUCCUCCUUGGAUCGGCUCAUCAGGCACCCUGCCUCCCUCAAGGCAGAGCCAACUCGAAGCUGCUCUCAGCCGCUGCUCAGCCCCACCCCCACAGACUUAUCUUCAGUGGCAACAGUGAGUGAUUGGCUGAAGGCGCUGCGGAUGGAGAGGUAUCAGGACGAGUUCGAUCAGGCGCAUCUGGACACAUUAGACAGAGUCAGCAUCCUCACCAUGGAUGACGUCCAGAAUCUCGGGGUGAACCUGCUGGGACACCAGAGGAAGAUCGUCAGUGCAGCCCAACAGCUCAGGGCCCAUCUGACGCAGGGGCAGAUUGAGGUGUGAAAUCCAUCUACAGCAGAACCUGUACCACGGAUUUCUGUGGAAGCAGCGGAAUGUGUCUGGUUUCGGUACCAUUCAUUUCAAUGGAGCACAUUAUUAAGCCAAAACAAAAAGAGAAAAAGCUUUCGUCUGAGGAAAAGCAUCGAGUGCCACUGUUUAUUCUGAUAAAACCGACGUUACAACCAGGAGUGAAAAAGAGGAUCGGACUUCCUGCCAGUCAAUCAAGACAAAAAACAGAGGACAGAUGCACUAUGGGAGCUGUGGUCCAUGUCAAAUUGAGGUUAGGGAGUUAGAGGAGAAGAGAUUCCUCAAUGUUUUCCUCAAUAUUUUUCACUAGAUUUCACUUUAUUGUUGUCGGCCGCCUUCCUUCCUCACCAAUCUGUAAUCCUACCUCUCACCUUCUCUUCCACUGCUUUUCAAUUUCAGUGAGUACAGAAACUAUAAAAAUGUUUUUGAUUACACACUCAUGGAGAUCUCUCCACACAAAGAAUUGCGUGAAGACAAUCAAAGCCUUUUUGUAAUAUUUUUUGAGUUGUUUGUAAAGUUAUAUCACUUCCUCUCUACUUAAAAUGCCAAAAUGCUAAAAACUGUUAACACAAAAAGACAACAGUGUACUACCUAGCAGCCUAUGGUUCACCUUUUAAGAUGUUACCAUUAGCUUUCAGAAAAAUGUAUAGUCCGUCCAGUGUUUCAACAAAAUGCUAUAAACCACAAGUCCAAAAUCAGUAUUGCAACUGCUGGGGUUGGAUAUGAAUCACUGCCAUGAUAUUGUGAAAACAUAAAGAUACUUUUAAAAACUGUAAGCCAUGUUUCUUCUUCUUUGAAAGACAUAUCUAGGGUUUGAGAGCAGCCCUGUUUGUACAGCUCACUCUUACUCUCUCAGCGACAACGGAGCUCAUGUACUGUAAUACUACAAUCUUCACCUCAGCUGCAAACACAAACAUCCAUCUGUGAUGAAGACAGAACCGAACAGCACCCACCUUUAUGUACAUUUCACACUUCACCUCUUUUGUUUGAUUGCAAGAGUAAAGGCACUGAGUCAUUGAAGCAUUGUGAAUGUGUGAAAUGGGAAAGAUGGACAAAAUCUGAUCUGAUUUACACUUGAAGGAAGGAGGCGAAAUGCUUUGUAAGUAUUUACCCGUGUGUCUGUAACGUGUGUGUGCUGUAUAUGAGGCUGUGUUAAUGUGUACAUCAGGUAGCUUCUGUACAUGACGCUGUGUGUAUGCGUGUGUGUGUGCGUGUGUGUGUGUUUGAGACAGUGUGUCAGGCUACACACAUUAUUAGCUGUGUUUACUUGUAUGAGUGUUCACCACUAAUCCAUAAUUGUGCAAAUUUGUAAAAUAAAUGAUAUGGUUUUAUUUAAAA